Messenger RNA from Branchiostoma floridae (Florida lancelet), 1638 nucleotides. RefSeq lists its product as uncharacterized. NCBI's taxonomy places the organism in Eukaryota, Metazoa, Chordata, Leptocardii, Amphioxiformes, Branchiostomatidae. Bases 348 to 869 code for a protein of 173 amino acids. The record is from RefSeq and is a predicted model, not a curated record. The transcript is spliced from 4 exons.
ACAGUCUACUGGUGCUUGCUGCCAAAUUACUACAUAAAUAUCUUCUGUCAUGGAAUAAUAAGGUGACAAACAUGCACGUAUACAAAUUGUAUAAGGUAGAGUGGAUCACAUUUUGUCCCAACAAUUUAGCGCUGUUAGUGGUGUACAGUCAUUCCUUUGUUAUUUUCUCGACAGAUGACACGCUGUGUACAGUAAUUAUUUCAGCUAGAGGCAAUAUUUGAUGACAACUCUGUCCCAUUCUCUAGACAACAUUCUUCUCCUUGCUAAAGAAGUUCUCCACACUGUCGUCUACAGCACAAACCCAGAAUAGCUCCGGCAGUUCGAUCCAUGUGACAGUACAUCGCGUCAUGACAUCAGAACGUUUUCUUGGCUUAGUGUUUAUGAUUCUGCUAAGCGCCUUUAGUACGGUAAACGUCUCGGCAAAGACCUGUGCAGAGGUUUGCGAUGAAUGCCUGUCGCAACUGGAAGGCGACUUGGACAUCAAUGGGACGGAAUGUACUCAAGAAUGUGAGACGAACAUCCACUUAGGCACUGAUAACAAACAGUUCAUCAGGGCACCAAUGUGGAAGAAGUGCUAUACACUACUGCACGAAUUGAGAAGCAAGCGGGGUCCUUACUUGAUACGUGACGUGCAGCCCAGGACAGGACAAUGGCAGCCCGCCAUCGCCGUCUGCUCCGUCACUGUCCUCAUCGCCUUCAUCGUCAUCGCCAUGGUAACCAUCAAGUUCUGUGUGCGGCGGGCCGUCCUCCGGACAGAAUGCAGCCUUAUUCAGCCAGCCAACCCGAAUGGCACUGUAGCCACUACUGCGCUGAUGGAAGACAUGACAGAGGAGGACACGCAAAAGGCCAAGCAGGCCGACUUACCAUGAGAAAGUCAGAAUUUCAGGACAACCCUCUGAGCUUCGAAUUCUGCUCUAAAUAUAUAAUCAUCGCACGUCGAUGUAGGUUAGACAUCCAGUUAAUAAGAUGCGCCAAAAAGUAGUUACUCAAUUGCAAGCAACUGGAUAUGGUUUUGGAAACGGUCAGACGUUUCGGAUAGAAUCCACUAUCCUUCGUCAGUGACAUAAUCAUCGCAAUCUCUAAGUGGCUAAUAUACAAGAAUAUAUACUAGUAUUCUGAGUACAUACUAAUAUUCUGAGUUUUAUAUAAAUAUACUAGGUAAUCUGUAAUAUUUUGGUAUCAGGGUAAUUAAACGGCCAGUACUAUAGAGUGAAGGAUAGCAAAGAUUUGAAAACUAUCAAACAAAGGAAUGUAAUAUUUAUCAAGCGAGUUUCGUAUAUGCAAAAUAAGACAUGCAGCUGAAUAAAGAAGGACCUUAGACGUAAAAAGGCUUUGCUGCUUUAAUGUUGAGAAGUGGUCUGUGCCUGACUGACUUUCUGUGUGUAUUACAACACCUGUUUGUCGAAUAGAUUAACUAUGUUUCAGUAUGAUGCAACUGCCAAUUAUGUGGUUGCAAAUUGUUGCAUUACAUCUUCAAGUUGAUAACUCAUAUAUGCGUCAGUAAAUUGCCUUCUGCAUCAUAUCAUAGAUCAUCUUGAAUGUACAUUCUGUACCAACGGAAAAUGCCAGGUAAACUAAAUGAGACUAAUAACUACUAGUAUUAUUACAUAAAUUAUCUCAAUGAAGAAAAGAGAGCUA